AUGCAACUGCACCACUUCCCUGCAUUUGAUCACACUCUCCACCAAAAAGGCAGCCACCAAGCCAAGAAAGAAUGCAAGCAGCACCAGCACACGAGGCAGGAAGAAGACGAUGCCAUCAGAUGUUGGGCAGCCCAUUGCUGGGACCUCGAGACACAUGUCUCCACCCACUCAGGAGGGUCCAAUGGUCCCAUCCCACCAAUCACUCAUGCCAUCCCCACUGCAAGCCUCAUAUUACACUCCUGCCGCUGCCAAUGGGACCUCCACUGCAAGCCCCACAUCAUCAUCAGGCUCCUUUUCUGCCUUCAUAUCCCAAUACAGGUCCUCGAGGAGCGCAUGUGGCACCCCCACCCCUUAUGCACCCUACUUACACAGUCACAUUCCCCCGCUCACAACCUCCUCUGGCAACACACCAACUCCACACCUCUGCCGUUAACCCCACGCAAGCCGAGCUACCAGCUGAACAAAACUUACGACACACUCGGAACGGAAAAGCGUGGUGAUGUCCCUCAGUCUCCCUCACCCUCCCUCACUCAACCAACUCCCUGCUCGACGAUGUUGCUCCAACGGUUCCCCGUGAGGUCUGGAAGUUCUAACAACAAGACAGGCAGUUCACAGGCCAGAGGGCCUGGAUUGACGAGCAGGCUGUUGUCGCCAGCCAUUGCCGGGGGACCCCGAGGGAGGAGUCUUUCUGCAUCUUUUCAACGACCUUCUGGUUCUGGUACACCUAGGCCAUCUGGAAGUAGGAAUAGCAGUAUCCAGCGAGAGCGCUCACCUCUGGGAACAAUCCCAUCAGUUCAACCAGGGAGUGGUCACUCAGCCUCUCACACUGUCGUUGAUGGGCUUAGCGGUAGCAGUAGGGUCGUUUUGCAGACUCCAUCUGAAGCGUCUCUUGAUGAGAAUAUCACAAUUGGUGUGCACCACCGGAGAACAGACUCUGAUGAUGGCUUUGACAUGACUCAGUUGCUAUCACCCUCACAGGCGAAAAAGCUCAAGAUGUAUGCGAACCAAGUCGCUGAGGAGACUGGAUGCCCACAGGAGGUUCUACACAAAUUCAUUGAUGUCAGUGUUUCGAGAUUACGACUGCGCACUUUUGUUGACAACAUUUAG
This is a messenger RNA of Suillus subalutaceus, 1107 nucleotides long. RefSeq lists its product as uncharacterized. The transcript is spliced from 2 exons. The record is from RefSeq and is a predicted model, not a curated record. The coding region runs from base 1 to 1107 and encodes 368 amino acids. Lineage: Eukaryota; Fungi; Basidiomycota; Agaricomycetes; Boletales; Suillaceae.